GUUGUUUCGCAAUUGCUGUUGUUGUUGUGACUAAUGGCGGCUCAGGCUCAGAUAUUUUGAAAGGAUCAUCGUAACAACGUAUCGGAAAAGAUUGUUCUUUGGCUAGGAAUCGAGCUGCAAUAUGUCUGAAAGAAAAGUGCUCAAUAAAUAUUAUCCUCCUGAUUUUGAUAUCACAAAACUUCCAAAGCUAAAACUUUCCAGAGACAGACAGUUUGUUAUUCGAAUCAUGGCUCCAUUCAGUAUGAGAUGCAAGACAUGUGGUGAUUAUAUCUACAAAGGAAGAAAGUUUAAUGCAAGACAGGAAACUGUGAAGGAUGAAACAUACCUUGGACUUAGAAUUUUUAGAUUUUACAUUCGCUGUCCAAAAUGCCUUUCUGAAAUCACAUUCAAGACAGAUCCAGAAAAUACAGAUUAUACCAUGGAGGAAGGUGCAACAAGGAAUUUUGAAGCAUUUCGGCUUGCAAAAAAGCAGGAAGAAAGACUCAAACAAGAGAAAGAGGAAGAGGAGCUUAACAAUCCAAUGAAGGCUCUAGAAAACCGAACGAUGGAAUCCAGGCAGGAAAUGGAAAUGCUGGAAAAGCUUGAGGAAUUGAAAGACAUUAAUGCAAGACAUGCUGCGGUGGAUCACGACCAGUUGAUUCGAGAUCACAUCCUAGUAAGCGAAGAGGAAUUGAAGCGAAAACAAGAAGAGGAAGAUGAAGCACUUAUCAGGUCUGCUUUUGGCAAGAGGGAUGACGGUUAUGUAAAACGCCUUGAUGACUAUGAUUCUACAGAUAAAGACGAUCCUUCGAUUUCAAACAUGACCGAGGAAGUCCCCUCUCGCAAAAGAUUUGCAACCGAUGUCCUUACGGAGGAUGCUGGUGGUGCAGAUAAAACAAAAAAGUCAAAGAAAGCUCAAGGCGUUGUCGCAUUUUCGAAAAUGAAGAGUGCUAGCAUUGUUCGUAAAAAGCCUGCAUCAACCGCACAGCCUUUUGUACAAGCUGGCAGCUCAUCAACUUCGUUGGAUAACAACCGUGGCACAACAUCGCUUGUCGUAAACAUUCAUCCAGAACCAAGCUGUUCAAAUGCUACUGAGGACGCUACAAAGACAUCCCAGUCAAAGAUAGGCGCAGGUUCAUUGUCACUACUUGGCACAUAUGACAGCUCUUCAAACAGCGAUGAUAGUGAUUAGUACAAGCUUUUUCUUCAAUUUAUUAUAAUUUUUGAUAAAUUCAUCUCAGACAUUUUGAUACAUUGGAUUUCAAAAGCUUUAUUCUUUGUUUUGUGAUGUUUUAUUUGAAGUCUAACACUUUUAUUCCUAUACCAUAUGUUUCCUUUCUUAAGCGGGAGAUCCUGAGCGUUAUCACUAGACAUGUUUGAUAAAAGCUUUUUCUCUUUAUUUAACUGCAACAAAACCUAAAUUCUGAUGAUCUCUGUAAGCACUAUUUAGAUUUCUAUUUGACUCAUAAUGGUGUAGUUGGAGACUUUCUGAAACGAUUCUGCACAUUAUAACCUGAACCAAAUCUGUAUUCCCGUUCUGUUCAAAGAACUUUGCACCUGUUAUAUCAUAUCUUGAUUAUCUUAACAUGUGACAAAGAUUGAAAACAAGGAAAAGACCCCAACAAAUCAGAAGAACACUUCCUAUCACCCAACACAGUGAAAUCUGCUUAUUUACACAACCUAAAUACGUAUGUUAUGACAAAAUUCAGCGCGAAUGCUGCGUUAUUGUAAACUGCAUAAGCUUAUAAUCAGUUAGCUAAUAAUUAGAGGUUAGUAACCUUACUCAAAAUAAAACAGUUAUUCAUGCCGAUAUCGAGUUUAAAAUUUAUUCAUCUACAUAUCCGCGAUCUACCGUUGAUAUGGCUGUUAACACGUGCCACUUUCGGACUGUCUUGCCCUUGGCCUCCAGCAUCUCUUUCCAGUGUAGCAGCUCCUCCUCACUGGUGUUGUCACGACCCAUAGAGAACCAGCCAAGAAUUUCUUUUCGUCUCAUCUUCUUGAUGUUGAUAAUCGAGAACAUGAAGCUGACGCUUGGAAGGUCGAAUUCGAUUAUCUGGAACACGAAUGUCUCGUUGUACUCAGGAUCAAACAUUGAACGACGAAUUGAGGUCUUGCUUUUCGACAACUGCUGACCAACAGAAUUGAACAUCGAAACCUUCACGUACGUAUCUGUAAGGGAGAAGGAACCCAAAAAUGAUACAUCUCUUUUACUCUUUAAACUUUUCAGUUGAUAAAAGUGCUUUGGAUUUAUAGAUUAGAUUUUUGCAAGAGAGAUUGUC
Molecule: messenger RNA, 2258 nt
Organism: Rhopilema esculentum
Lineage: Eukaryota; Metazoa; Cnidaria; Scyphozoa; Rhizostomeae; Rhizostomatidae
Product: splicing factor YJU2
Biological process (GO): mRNA splicing, via spliceosome
Cellular component (GO): U2-type catalytic step 1 spliceosome
Source: RefSeq, a predicted model, not a curated record